AUGAAAAAAAAAAAGAAAAAAAAAAAAAACGCAGCUGCCCUUAAGUUCUCGCUCUUUCUUUUUUUCUCAAAAUCACGCCUCACUCCUUUCUUCUCAUCAACACGCACACACAAACCUCCAUCGAUCUAUCGAAGUUGUGUUCCCUCCCCGUCUUCGCAGUCGUCGGCCUCCUCUCCGUCUCCAGCUCCGACUGCUAGGCCACAGCACCUCCGGCACCACCUCCAAUUGCUACGCCACAGCACCUCCGGCUCCACCUCCGACGACUUGUGCAACGACUUCUACAGAUCCUGCCAAACAGCCCCUUAG
Messenger RNA from Lactuca virosa, 306 nucleotides. The record is from the annotation of a GenBank genome assembly. NCBI's taxonomy places the organism in Eukaryota, Viridiplantae, Streptophyta, Magnoliopsida, Asterales, Asteraceae.